AUGCGCCUUACAGCCGACCUCAUAGAGCAGAGCGGGGAGCAAAUGAUCACCCCAGCUGGUGAUAGGGCUCUGGUCCUACGUGGAUUGAAGAUUCCUGUGAUGGAGAAUCUGAGUGCUACUAAGGACCAUUACGACUGUCUGGAUUUGACGGACAAUGAUAUAGCGAAGAUACCGAAUGAGAGCGCGCCCCUAAUGCGGCUACGUACUCUGAUGCUGGCCAACAACCGCAUCACCCGCAUAGGCUCCACGUGCUUUGAAAACAUGCCUAAUCUGACCAGUGUGGUCCUCACGAACAACCGCAUAGAAAAGCUGCGGGACCUCUACCCCUUGGCCCAGUUACGGCAUUUGGAGCGCCUCACUGUGUUGGACAACGAAGUUUGCAAUGCACAGCAUUACCGACUUUUCCUCAUACACAUACUGCCUAAGACCGUACGGUUCAUAGAUUUCUCUAGGGUGAAGGAUAAGGAGCGCGAGGCGGCAGCGAAACUGUUCGGUGGCCCAGAGGGGGAGAAAUUCCUUCUUAAAAUCGCCCCUAAGCUUACCCAAGAUGAGGAGGGCAAGGCGGAGGCAAACGGCAAGGAGAAUAUCCCGAAUGGUACGGCUGCUGCUGAUAAGGGGUUACUCCUAUCUCACAUUAAAGAGGCUAUUGAGGCGGCGUCGUCGAUGGAAGAGGUCACUCAGUUGGAGAAAGCCCUAAGGACAGGAGAGAUCCCUCCCGAGAUCGAGGCACGGCUUGCUCCCUCCUCCUCCACUUCGACGGCCGGUAAAGACGUUUAAUAAUGUUCUGUUGCGGCAUCGUCGGCUGGCCCCUG
Perkinsus marinus ATCC 50983 is the source of this 812-nucleotide messenger RNA. Its product is annotated as U2 small nuclear ribonucleoprotein A, putative. Gene Ontology annotation, biological process: mRNA splicing, via spliceosome. Gene Ontology annotation, molecular function: protein binding; U2 snRNA binding. The transcript has 7 exons. The record is from RefSeq and is a predicted model, not a curated record. The coding region runs from base 1 to 777 and encodes 258 amino acids. NCBI's taxonomy places the organism in Eukaryota, Perkinsozoa, Perkinsida, Perkinsidae.